Cordyceps militaris CM01 is the source of this 855-nucleotide messenger RNA. Its product is annotated as ABC transporter. Lineage: Eukaryota; Fungi; Ascomycota; Sordariomycetes; Hypocreales; Cordycipitaceae. The transcript has a single exon. Gene Ontology annotation, molecular function: ATP binding; ATP hydrolysis activity. The record is from RefSeq and is a predicted model, not a curated record. The coding region runs from base 1 to 855 and encodes 284 amino acids.
AUGCCGAACCCGCCGUCGAUCAACGUCACCGACCUCUCCUAUACCUUUCCCGACUCCUCGACGGGCGUGUCCAACAUUUCGCUGUCGCUGCCGCCGCGCUCGCGCACGCUCCUCAUCGGCGCCAACGGCGCCGGCAAGACGACUCUUCUGCGGCUCCUCGCCGGCAAGCGUCUCUGCCCGCUCGGCACCAUCUCGAUUGGCGGCGUCGACCCGUUCCACGAGGGGCUCGAGGGCGUCACGUACCUCGGGCUCGAGUGGGUGCUCAACCCGAUUGUGCGGACCGACAUGGGCGUGCACGAGCUGCUGCGCAGCGUCGGCGGCGACGCCUACCCGGCGCGCCGCGACGAGCUCGUCGCCAUGCUCGACAUUGACACCAACUGGCGCAUGCACGCCGUCUCCGACGGCGAGCGCCGCCGCGUCCAGCUCGCCAUGGGCCUGGUCCGCCCCUGGACCGUGCUCUUCCUCGACGAAAUCACCGUCGACCUCGACGUCCUCAGCCGCGCCGAGUUCCUCGCCUGGCUCAAGAACGAGACGCUCACGCGCGAGUGCACCGUCGUCUACGCCACCCACAUCCUCGACAACCUCGCCGGCUGGCCCACACACCUCGUCCACAUGCACAUGGGCUCCGUCAAGGAGUGGGACACGGCCGACGCCAUGCUCGCCACUAUUGACGGCACCGUCGCCGCCACCGGCAACUCCCGCCUCGGCGAGCUCGUCAUGACCUGGCUCCGCGACGACCUCAAGGCCCGCGGACCCCGCAGCGGCAUCAACCGCGCCCCGGAGGGCAAGACGUAUGGCUUUGGCGGCAUAGGCGUGGGCGGAUACGGCGAUGAGUCCAAACCCAGAGCUGCCUAA